Suillus bovinus is the source of this 441-nucleotide messenger RNA. RefSeq lists its product as uncharacterized. The transcript has 3 exons. Bases 1 to 441 code for a protein of 146 amino acids. The record is from RefSeq and is a predicted model, not a curated record. NCBI's taxonomy places the organism in Eukaryota, Fungi, Basidiomycota, Agaricomycetes, Boletales, Suillaceae.
AUGACCACAACCCUAGAUUUGUACCCCAUUAUUCCACCAAUGCCAAAAUCAAUUCUCUCCUCAAUCUCUGAUACCGUCACUCUUCUUCUAAAUACUCCAAUUGUUCCUCCGCUGUCCAAACCAACAAAGGACGUCGCACUCACCGAGUUACCUCAUUCGACUCCUCGACGACGUGCGGAAGCACUGGAGCUGGAAAGAUCUAGGAACGUAGAUUUGGCGGCUGGAGAUAUGGGUCCGCAGCAGAGGAUCUCAGACGAAAGCGGACGUACGAGUACUCAGAGUUACGGAAGUAGCGAUCGAUCUGUAAGAGAUGACCUGCCUACUGGGAUGGUGGAGCCAGUCGCACAUCAACUGUCCAGACGGUCAUCGUAUAUACAGGCGAGUGAAGAAUUAGAGCCUGACCUACGUCUAGCAAUGAAUGCUGAACGCGCAAUGAGCUGA